This is a messenger RNA of Lasiosphaeria miniovina, 459 nucleotides long. RefSeq lists its product as uncharacterized. Bases 1 to 459 code for a protein of 152 amino acids. NCBI's taxonomy places the organism in Eukaryota, Fungi, Ascomycota, Sordariomycetes, Sordariales, Lasiosphaeriaceae. The transcript is spliced from 2 exons. The record is from RefSeq and is a predicted model, not a curated record.
AUGGAUGUCGUGGUAGAGCUUGUCGACAACUGCCAGUCUAUCUACGUGGCCUCGAGUAGAGUCAUAGGAUGUUCUAUUUACCCUUCCGAAGUCAUUGGUAACAUGCUUGUGUCACGCCGCCUCAAAAUCUACGGCCCUGUUUUCAAAGCCGUCGCCAGGGUGAUGUCUGUCGUCUUCGUCCUCGCUGUCGUUGGACUCGAGGACUUCCUCUUCACGCGUCUCCUCGAAUUGUUCCCAGCGUCCUGGGCGUGGACGCUGGAGAAUAUCCUCGACUCCGAGAGACUGUGCGACGAAACCCUGCUCUACAUCUACACGAGCCUCUUUGACAAACUGGGCAACUUCACCGUCCUGUUCACCAUCAUUCAACACGUGUAUCUGUUUGUGGCCAUCCAGACCUUUUUCUGGUGCUCCCACAACCUGUGGCACGAUAGCAUGGCUGCGUUUAUCUGGCUCGACUAG